AUGCAAAAGUGGAAAGAUGCCCACCUUGAAAGCUUUGCUCAGCCAGUCGAUGAUCAACCGCUUGUCCACUACACAUCAUCUAAGACCGGUAGUGAGCUUCCGCUUAUUACAAUUCAUAGUGCAUUUGAUCCUGCGUCUUUUCUUCUCCGGCUUGCCAGGGGACACGACUUGGACAUUUUUGGCCUCCAAGACAGAAAGAAUACAUCUGCACUGGUACCAGCAGAAAGAAGAAAGGCAUUGCAAAGCUCGGAAGAGCAACAAGAGGAGGUUGUUGAGCCCGAAAGCAACGGGGCUACGCUGUACAAGACAGCAAUGAAGGCUUCCAUGGUUAACCCAGGCCAAGUAUUGAUAAAAGAUUUGAGGACCCGAAAUGAUUUCAAAGACAAGAGAAUGCGGUACGUUGUCAGGCCCUCUCGAGCGUUGUACUCUAUCUCGCGUCAGAUUCUAACGACGUAUCAUUUGAAUUCAGACAAACGAAGAUCUGGAGGUGACAAGGUCUCUUCGGAGCUGACGGACGCAACACGGGCUCUCGCUUGCCUGCGCACCUUUACUCGCUGCAGUCUCACGGACAAACCAGAAUUGAUGGAGCUCUUCGACCAGUGGCUUAUCUACGCAGCGGAGAAGAUUGGAAACGAAUCAGAAAAACAGAAAGUCAUGAAAGCUCAACUUGUCGCUGCAAAGGAUGAGAUCAAGUCACAAGGGGUCAUUGUCUCAGGCCUGCUACGUGAGCGUCACAGUGUUCACAUAACACCCGAUGACUCAGCGUUGGUAUUAAGCUUGAGGGAGACCAUAGAAGAUAUGAAGAAAAGGGAAGCCAGCAUGAGCCGCCAAAAUGAAAGGCUCCGGACUAAGCUUGCAGACCGGAAAAGAACGAGCUAUAGUACCUUCCCAAGUUCACAAAAGUCUAUACAUAGCCAGGAUCAAAGUAGUUCAAAACACACUGCAUCAACACAUUCCCUAUCACCAUCAGACAGAUUCUCAUAUCAGUCCAUUCCCACCUCCUCGACCACAGUACAUUCGGAAAACGAAAGGAGUCAGGGUUACGAAUCGGAAUCGGAACAAAAACAUAAAUCCCGACAGGCCGCCAAGGAGCGUCUAUCGUAA
Molecule: messenger RNA, 1104 nt
Organism: Fusarium subglutinans
Lineage: Eukaryota; Fungi; Ascomycota; Sordariomycetes; Hypocreales; Nectriaceae
Product: kinesin motor domain protein
Exons: 4
Coding region: 1-1104 (367 amino acids)
Source: RefSeq, a predicted model, not a curated record